GUCCGCUCGCAGCAGUACGACAACUGUCAAAAACCAUUCUUUAAGAAUCCCGGAGUUUUUUACUCUAUCUUUCAUACUACAGGAAUUCCCUAUAGUUCAUCGAUUCCUUUGUGAUUCGAGGAUACUCACUGAGCAUCUCUUUCUUUUGUUUUAACGAACGAUAUUUUUUGAACGACUUUAAAAUUUUGCAAAAUGAGCAAGGCUAUUGGUAUUGAUUUGGGUACCACCUACUCCUGUGUUGGUCACUUCGCCAACAACCGCGUUGAGAUUAUUGCCAACGACCAAGGUAACCGUACCACCCCUUCCUAUGUCGCUUUCACCGACACUGAGCGUCUCAUUGGUGACGCUGCCAAGAACCAGGUCGCUAUGAACCCCUUCAACACCAUCUUCGACGCUAAGCGUUUGAUCGGUCGCAAGUUCUCCGACCCCGAGGUCCAAUCUGAUAUGAAGCACUGGCCCUUCAAGGUCAUCGACAAGGACGGCAAGCCCCUCCUCCAAGUCGAGUUCAAGGGUGAGACCAAGACCUUCACUCCCGAGGAGGUCUCCUCCAUGGUCUUGACCAAGAUGCGCGAGACCGCUGAGGCCUACUUGGGCGGCAAGGUCACCGACGCUGUCAUCACUGUCCCUGCUUACUUCAACGACUCUCAACGUCAAGCCACCAAGGAUGCCGGUCUCAUUGCCGGUAUGAACGUUCUCCGUAUCAUCAACGAGCCCACUGCCGCUGCUAUUGCCUACGGUUUGGACCGCAAGAACGAGGGCGAGACCAACGUUCUUAUUUUCGAUCUCGGUGGUGGUACCUUCGAUGUCUCUCUUUUGACCAUUGAGGACGGUAUCUUCGAGGUCAAGGCCACUGCUGGUGACACUCACUUGGGUGGUGAGGACUUCGACUCUCGUCUUGUCAACCACUUUGUCCAAGAGUUCAAGCGCAAGUUCAAGAAGGACAUCACUGGCAACGCCCGUGCUCUCCGUCGUCUUCGUACUGCUUGCGAGCGUGCCAAGCGUACUCUUUCCUCCUCUGCCCAAGCCAGCAUUGAGAUCGACUCUUUGUACGAGGGUAUUGACUUCUACACCUCUAUCACUCGUGCUCGUUUCGAGGAGCUUUGUGCUGACUUGUUCCGUGGCACCAUGGAGCCUGUCGAGAAGGUCCUUCGUGACUCCAAGAUCGACAAGUCUUCCGUCCACGAGAUUGUCUUGGUCGGUGGUUCCACUCGUAUCCCCCGUGUCCAAAAGCUUGUCUCUGACUUCUUCAACGGUAAGGAGCCCUGCAAGUCCAUCAACCCCGAUGAGGCUGUUGCCUACGGUGCUGCUGUCCAAGCUGCCAUUCUUACUGGUGACACUUCUGAGAAGACUCAAGACCUUCUUCUUCUUGAUGUCGCUCCCCUUUCUCUCGGUAUCGAGACCGCUGGCGGUGUCAUGACUCCUCUUAUUAAGCGUAACACUACCAUUCCCACCAAGAAGUCUGAGAUCUUCUCUACCUAUGCUGACAACCAGCCCGGUGUUUUGAUCCAAGUCUACGAGGGUGAGCGUGCCCGCACCAAGGACUGCAACCUUUUGGGUAAGUUCGAGCUUUCCGGCAUCCCCCCCGCACCUCGUGGUGUUCCUCAAAUUGAGGUCACCUUCGAUGUCGAUGCCAACGGUAUCUUGAACGUCUCCGCUUUGGAGAAGGGUACUGGUAAGAGCCAAAAGAUUACCAUUACCAACGACAAGGGCCGUCUCUCCAAGGAGGAGAUCGAGCGCAUGGUUGCCGAGGCUGAGAAGUACAAGGCCGAGGAUGAGGCCGAGGCCUCCCGUAUCCAAGCCAAGAACCACUUGGAGUCCUACGCUUACAGCCUCCGUAACACCUUGGAGGACAACAACAUCAAGGACAAGGUUGAUGCUUCUGACAAGGAGACCAUUGAGAAGCACGUCAAGGAGGCCAUUGAGUGGCUCGACAGCAACCAAACCGCCACUAAGGAGGAGUUCGAGGCCAAGCAAAAGGAGCUCGAGGGUGUUGCUAACCCCAUCAUGGCUAAGAUCUACCAAGCUGGUGCUGGUGCUGCUCCCGGUGGUAUGCCUGGUGCCGCUCCUGGCGCUGCCCCUGGUGCUGCUCCCGACAACGGUCCUGAGGUUGAGGAGGUCGACUAAACGAGGUCCACUUGAUUUUUGGAAAAAUGUUUUUGCGUUGUUUGGUAUUCCCCUUAAAACUGUACAAUAAUAGAUGAAUUCAGGGUAACAGUUGCAUUGGGUAUUAUUAAUAUUGCAUAAACAUGCUUGUGAGGAA
This is a messenger RNA of Schizosaccharomyces japonicus yFS275, 2260 nucleotides long. Its product is annotated as heat shock protein S. The transcript has a single exon. The record is from RefSeq and is a predicted model, not a curated record. Gene Ontology annotation, molecular function: ATP hydrolysis activity; ATP binding. Bases 193 to 2124 code for a protein of 643 amino acids. Lineage: Eukaryota; Fungi; Ascomycota; Schizosaccharomycetes; Schizosaccharomycetales; Schizosaccharomycetaceae. Gene Ontology annotation, cellular component: nucleus.